AGCAAGGCUUCUCGAUCAGGUGUUCAUGAGCGUCGUGAUUCCAAUCCCUUCACCACGGUUCUGACGUCACUUUCGGUAUCAGUCCACACAGAUGUGAUGCUGGAAAAACAUGGCUGAGCGUCGGGAAGCGGAGAGCUGAAAAGACCCGGGGAAUACCGACACACCGCGAGCCACACACGGCGUAAAACGGAGGAAGUGUGGAGGAACAAAACAUCCCAGCUCUGAAAUUCCAUGUUUACGUUUUUUACCGUUUUUUUACGGUUAAUAUUAACGGUGACAUGUGGUAAGAGCCGCGGCGGAGAUUUCUCCUCCAUUCAUUCAUCCAUCUACACACGGGCGGUGGACACCGAGGACCGCUCCCCAAGUAAAAAAAAAGCCAACCCGGUUGGAAGCCAGCAGGGAAACGUUCACCAAAGCGGCGUUUGAGAGAUGUCAUUGCUGUGUGUCGGAGUGAAGAAAGCUAAACUGGAUGGACCUCAAGAGAAGUUUAACACCUAUGUAACGCUGAAGGUGCAGAAUGUGAAAAGCACAACGAUCGCUGUCAGAGGCAGCCAACCAUGCUGGGAGCAAGACUUCAUGUUUGAGAUCAGCAGGCUGGACCUGGGGCUGACAGUGGAGGUGUGGAACAAGGGGCUGAUAUGGGACACCAUGGUGGGCACCCUCUGGGUUCCUCUGCACAGCAUCAGACAGUCCAACGAGGAGGGGCCAGGUCAGUGGCUGACUCUGGACUCUCAGGUCAUCAUGGCGGAGAAUGAGAUCUGUGGCACCAAAGACCCCACCUUCCACCGAGUGCUGCUGGACACGCGCUUCGAGCUGCCGCUAGACAUCCCGGAGGAGGAGGCUAGGUACUGGGCCAAGAAACUGGAGCAGCUCAACGCCAUGCGAGACCAGGACUAUGGUUACCAGGAGCAGCAGGAGAGACCACUGCCAAUACCAGCCACACAAUGCUGUAACUGGAGCUUGUGGGGAGACCAGAACGAGGACCCGGACAGUGCGGUGGAUGACAGGGACAGCGACUAUCGUAGUGAGACAAGCGCCAGCAUGCCCCCCCCCUUCUACACCACCUCCCAACCCAACGCGUCCGCACACCAGUAUCCAAUCAGAGGCUCCCAAUUCGACGGCCCAUACGACGAGGACUUCGGAAACGAGCUGGAUUACGACCAGAGAGCCAUGAGACGGUAUGAUAGCAUAGACUCCGCCACCAACGAUCAGAGUGAUCUGGACUCUGGUUCGAGCCGUCCCACCAGCCGCCAGUUCUCCUUAGACAGUAGGCUCUCUCUCUCUGAUAGCCCCACAGGCAGCAGUCGCUACGCGUCCUCGGGGGAGCUGAGUCGGGGCAGCUCCCACCUGAGCGGUGCGUUUGGUCCGGACGACGGGGACAGCCUACGGGGGUCGGAGUUCUACGAGGAGAACGACUCGUACCACUCCUGCCACUCGUCUGUCAGCUACGGGAAGGGUUCCCCCAGCUGGGACCCCGAGGAUGAGGGCCAGGCGGUGUACAGCGACGAGGGGGGGUACGUGAAAGACGGUGGGGAGGAGGGGGCCAUAUACGAGGGGGAGGUAGCAGUGGGGGAGGAGGUGUACCACUACGAGGAUGAAGAGGAGAUGCCGUACGAGGAGGAUGAAGACCUCUACCCUCUCGAGGGUGCCCUGAGCAAAGACCAGGAGGCCCCCUACACCCCGACCCCCACUACGGCUCUUGCUCCGCCCGAGGGCGCCUCCGUGCGACCCCCGUUUGAGAAACAAGCGUCCCUUCACCAGCGGGUUCCUCCCCAGUCCCAAGCCCAGGACCAGCUCCCCUGCCUGGACACAACCAGCCAGGAGCAGCUCCCCCAGACCACGGGCCCCACCAUGCCCAUCUUCACCCCCAAACAGCCCCCCCUCGCCCUCCCCCAGGACCAGGAGCCUGUCCCUGACGCCCUGCCCCCCCUGGAUGACAUCCUACCCGUAGAAGAGGAGGCUCCGGUCAUAGAGAGCCCCCCCACGGCCCCCCCAGAGAAGGCAGAGGAGCCCCCCCUCCACAGGAGGGAGGUGAUGGAGCCUGGUCCAGCCAGGGCCAAGGCCAACUGGCUCCGACUCUGCAGCAGAGUGCGACUACAGUUGCAGGAGGCCAGAGGAGAGUCAGUGGGGAUCUGCUCUCUCCUGCUUUCAGCAGGGGUGGGAGGGGCUCUGUACAGUAUAGACAGUAUGCCAGACCUACGUAAGAGGAAGGCCAUGCCUCUGGUCCGAGACCUGGCUAUGUCCUUGGUGCAGAACUCCAGGAAGGCAGGCAUCACAUCAGCCCUGGCCUCCAGCACUCUGAACAACGAGGAGUUGAAGAACCACGUCUACAAAAAGACCCUGCAGGCUCUCAUCUACCCCAUCUCCUGCACCACGCCCCACAACUUCGAGGUGUGGACAGCCACCACUCCCACCUACUGCUACGAGUGCGAGGGGCUGCUGUGGGGCAUCGCCCGCCAGGGCAUGCGCUGCACCGAGUGCGGCGUCAAGUGUCACGAGAAGUGCCAGGAUCUGCUCAACGCCGACUGCCUGCAGAGAGCAGCAGAGAAGAGCUCCAAGCACGGGGCAGAGGACCGCACGCUGAACAUCAUCAUGGUCCUGAAGGACCGGAUGAAGAUCCGCGAGAGGAACAAGCCGGAGAUCUUUGAGCUCAUCCAGGAAGUGUUUGCCGUCAUCAAGGCCACGCACGUCACCCACAUGAAGCAGAUCAAGCAGAGCGUUCUGGACGGGACGUCCAAGUGGUCCGCCAAGAUCAGCAUCACAGUGCUGUGUGCCCAGGGGCUCCAGGCUAAGGACAAGACGGGCUCCAGUGACCCCUACGUCACCGUCCAGGUGGGCAAGACCAAGAAGAGGACCAAGACCAUCUACGGGAACCUCAACCCCGUCUGGGAGGAGAACUUCAACUUUGAGUGUCAUAACUCGUCAGACCGGAUCAAGGUUCGAGUGUGGGACGAGGACGACGACAUCAAGUCUCGCGUGAAGCAGAAGUUCAAACGGGAGUCUGACGACUUCCUGGGUCAGACCAUCAUCGAGGUCCGCACGCUCAGCGGAGAGAUGGACGUCUGGUACAACCUGGACAAGAGGACAGACAAGUCAGCCCGUGUCGGGCCAUUCGCUAUGCACAUCAACGUGGAGAUCAAGGGGGAGGAGACUGUGGCCCCCUACCAUGUCCAAUACACCUGCCUGCACGAGAACCUGUUCCACUACGUCACAGACAUCCAGAACCCCGGCGUGGUGAAGAUCCCGGAUGCGAAGGGGGACGACGCGUGGAAGGUCUACUUUGAGGAGACGCCCCAGGAGAUCGUGGACGAGUUCGCCAUGCGCUACGGAGUGGAGUCCAUCUACCAGGCCAUGACUCACUUUGCCUGCCUGUCGUCUAAGUACAUGUGUCCAGGCGUUCCCGCGGUGAUGAGCACGCUGCUCGCCAACAUCAACGCAUACUACGCCCACACCACACAGGCUGCCAACAACGUGUCCGCCUCCGACCGCUUCGCCGCCUCCAACUUUGGCAAAGAACGUUUUGUGAAGCUUCUGGACCAGCUGCACAACUCACUGAGGAUAGAUCUGUCCAUGUACCGGAACAACUUUCCUGCCAGCAGUCCAGACAGACUCCAGGAUCUCAAGUCCACGGUGGAUCUUCUGACCAGCAUCACCUUCUUCAGGAUGAAGGUCCAGGAGCUGCAGUCCCCCCCCAGGGCCAGCCAGGUGGUGAAGGACUGUGUGAAGGCCUGCCUCAACUCCACCUAUGAGUACAUCUUCAACAACUGCCACGAGCUCUACAGCAGAGAGUACCAGACGACCCGGUAAGCUGCCAAGCAGGGGCGCGGUCCCCCAGAGGAGCAGGGCCCAAGCAUCAAGAACCUGGACUUCUGGUCCAAGCUCAUCACCCUCAUCGUGUCCAUCAUCGAGGAGGACAGGAACUCCUACACACCCUGCCUCAACCAGUUCCCCCAGGAGCUGAAUGUAGGGAAGAUCAGUGCUGAGGUGAUGUGGAACCUGUUUGCUCAGGAUAUGAAGUACGCAAUGGAGGAGCAUGAGAAGAACAGGCUUUGUAAAAGUGCAGACUACAUGAACCUGCACUUCAAAGUGAAGUGGCUCUACAACGAGUACUGCAAGGACCUGCCCUUCUUCAAGAGCAGAGUACCCGAGUACCCUGCGUGGUUUGAGCCGUUCGUCAUCCAGUGGUUGGACGAGAAUGAGGAAGUGUCCAGAGACUUCCAGCAUGGCGCCCUGGAGAGAGACAAAAAAGAUGGGUUCCAGGUGACGUCUGAGCACGCUCUGUUCUCCUGCUCGGUGGUGGAUGUUUUCUCCCAGCUCAACCAGAGCUUUGAGAUCAUCAGGAAGUUGGAGUGUCCAGACCCCCAGAUUGUAGGACACUACAUGAAACGCUUCGCCAAGACGAUCAGCAACGUGCUGCUGUCCUACGCUGAUGUCAUCUCCAAGUGCUUUGCCAACUACGUUACCAUGGAGAAAGUGCCCUGCAUCCUGAUCAACAACAUCCAACAGCUGAGAGUGCAGCUGGAGAAGAUGUUUGAGGCCAUGGGAGGAAAAAAUCUAUGUCUGGAGGCCAGCGACAUCCUGAAGGACCUGCAGGUGAAGCUGAACAACGUGAUGGAUGAUCUCAGUAGAGUGUUCGCCACCAAUUUUGCGCCCCACAUCGAGGAGUGUGUGAAGCAGAUGGGGGACAUCCUGGCAGGGGUGAAGGGGAGCACCAACGUGGGCAACGCCAGCAGCGUGGCACAGGAUGCCGACAACGUGCUGCAGCCCAUUAUGGAGUUCCUGGACAGCAAUCUAUCCCUGUUUGCUAAGAUCUGUGAGAAGACUGUUCUGAAGCGAGUGCUGAAGGAACUGUGGAAGCUGGUGAUGAACACCAUGGAGAAGACCAUCGUUCUGCCCCCGCUCACCGACCAGACGGGGAGAGUGAAGAAUGCUUGUCACAGUGAUGGCACUCAGCUCAUCCUCAGUGCAGCCAAGGAGUUGGGACAGCUCUCCAAACUCAAGGAGCACAUGGUUCGCGAGGAGGCUAAAGCUCUGUCUCCCAAGCAGUGCGCUGUGAUCGAACUGGCUCUGGACACCAUAAAGCAAUACUUCCAUGCAGGUGGGGUGGGCCUGAAGAAGGCCUUCCUGGAGAAGAGCCCUGACCUGCUGUCUCUGCACUACGCCCUGUCCCUGUACACACAGGCCACGGACAAGCUCAUCAAGACCUUCAUCCAGUCCCAGAACCAGCAAGGGUCCGGCGUGGAGGACGCAGUAGGUGAGGUGUCCAUCCACGUGGAGAUCUUCACCCAUCCCAACACAGGGGAACACAAGGUCACUGUGAAAGUGGUGGCAGCUAACGACCUGCGCUGGCAGACUCAGGGCAUCUUCCGCCCCUUCGUGGAGGUCUACAUCAUCGGCCCUCACCUCAGCGACAAGAAAAGGAAAUACGCCACCAAGUCCAAGAACAACAGCUGGGCUCCCAAGUACAACGAGACGUUCACCUUCACCCUGAGCGCAGAGGUGGGCCCAGAGUGCUACGAGCUGCAGGUCUGCGUGAAGGACUACUGCUUCGCCCGCGAGGACCGCACGGUGGGCAUGGCGGUGAUGCAGCUCAAGGACAUGGCCUCCAGGGGCAGCGUGGCGUGCUGGCUCCCCCUGGGGAAACGCGUCCACAUGGACGAGACGGGCCUCACCGUGCUGCGCAUCCUGUCGCAGCGCAACAACGACGACGUCGCCAAGGAGUUCGUCAAGCUCAAGUCCGACCAGCGUUCCGCGGAGGAGGGGCGGAGCUAAAAGGGAGGAGGGGGGGGGUCUGUAGACUUUCCACUCUACCCCCCCGCCCCCCCCUCACACGGCGCCAACCGGUGGCAUGGAGGCAGAGCCGCCACUGUCAAACAGAGCUAGGUCAAAUGCAAUGUGCUAAAUGCUGUGGGAAAACCAAUAGGGCUACAUUUUCCCCACCCAGGUCAGUUCCACGACUUCAGACAAGUGCACGUCACAUGUUUUCAUACACUUCCUAGUAUUUGAUCCGUGUGUUUGACCCAGGUCUGCCUGUAACUCUCCACACACACAGUGCCACUCAGUGGUGUGGAGGUGUUACUGCAGCACCACUGCCAACCAAUCACACCCACCCUAAACUGUACUCACUCCUUGUCUUUCUGUGGGUGAAACACUGACCUCCUAAAUCCUACUGCCAGUCACAUGAAGAUGCUAACAAAUAGAUUUAUCAUCGUAACACAGAGUUACAAAGCAGGGAUAUGUAUAGCUCAGUAGUAGAGCAUUUGACUGUACAUCAAAAGGUUGAAUCACAACCACCCCCUUAACACUAUACGUCGCUUCGGAUAAAAAGUACAUUGCAUAUUACAUUACAUCAAUAAGCUAUAUAGUCUAUUUUACGAACGUCGCAUCCAUUACACAGCGGGCAGUAUUCUAAGCUAGCCACAAAUCAUGCAAUCUUUCAUGUGUACGGGAACAAGCGUUUUAACACAUCUUGUUGGCUUGAGAGUCUGCGGCAUUUCUUUCUGUUUAAACCUGCACCGUCAAACUAUAAGCUACAACCUGCCAUGUGUAAUACCCAUCAACUGCCUACCAUGUCUAGACCCCAUUCUCUGUUGGAACAGACACCUGCCAUGUGUAGAUCCUAUACUCUGUAGGAACAGAAACAUGCCAUGCCUAGACCCCAUCCUAAGUAGGAACAGACACCUAUGUCUAGAUCUUUCUCUCGAGGAACAAAGGCAAACCUGCCAUGUCUAGAUCCUAUCCCCUGAGGGACCAGAAGUGCCGCUAGAUAAUCAAUUGUAUCAGCCAAUAGGAACACUAAGCACAAGACCUAUUGACUAACCACCCAAUCAGCCAGAGAGAAACUUCUGCUGGACGCUGUAGUCUUCUCGGCUACCCAGGACAAGAGCAAAUGUAGAUUUACAUAUUUGUAUGUAGCACAGUAUAGAUAUUACGAAUCGUUAAUGAUUUAUACACAUAUAUAUAUUCAAAGACUGUAAAGGACGAUACUAGAACGUUUGAAAAAGAGUGUCUACCUACCUGUCUGUAUGUUGUCUACCUGUCUGUCUACCUGUCUGUCUGUCUGCCUGUCUAGCAGAGCACACUGCCUGAUACCCUAACGGCCUUCUCUUGUCAGUCCUGUCUGUCUUCUCCAUCCUGAAUCCUACAUCCUCUCCUCUGAGAUUAGCCUAAAUAAGGGGUGAGGGUGGGGAGAGGUUUGAUUAAGGACCGAAUGAAGACGAGCACUGAUUCAUCAAUCCACGUGUUUUAUAUAGUUCUGUGUAAGAGUUGAUGCGUAGUGUCUGUGUGUGUGUGUGUCUAUACCUCAGAAAGCCAUGCUGAGCAGAGAACACUGCAGAGAGAGUCUGGGAGAUUUUCACUAGCUUAAAUACACUUCCUAUGUCUUAAUUUUUGGAAAAGCUAGGUUUGCCUCGUGUCGUAUACGGAGCUGAAACAUUCCCUCCCCUCUGACCUAACCUUCCCCAUCCCGACUCCUCCUCCCUAUCCCACAUCCCUCUCCACCCCCCCCACCCCCUUUCAAACAGAUGACCAAUGAGAAUCUUAAAACAUUCCAUGACUAUAGCUACUAAACCCAACAAGAUGUCAGGAUCCUCGACAAUGUAACAACCAACACAGGUUUUUAUACAAAAGCCCCCUAGCUACCAAACAAGGUUUUAACUGAAGUCUAUGCAGCCACCAAGGGACCCUGUCUUACACUGACCGGUGGGAUUUGAUGUUUACAUAGUGUAUUAUUAGCACAACGUUUUGUCCUGUCACUGUCUGAGGUAAAAGGUUUGCAGAGGUGAAGGGUUAGCAGAGGGAUGCCUCUGCUUGCCUUUCGAUGGAGAGGAACAGUUCAAAGGGCAAAGGGCAUUGUACAUACUAUUGCCGUACCAAACGUGUGUGUGUGUGUGCGUAUACUUAAAUCUAGACUUACUAUUGAGUGGGUAUACGAGUUGAGGUUGCUGCUCCGUCUUCUAGAACAGGCUAGCAGGGCCUAACACAAGCUAGCACACAUUAGUAAGGGCAGCACGUCAGCACAAGCGAGCCUAAGAUAGGUUGGCAUUCAUUAUCACAAGCUGGCAUGUCAGCAGAGUGUAGCACAGGCUAACACACAUUAGCAAAUCUUAAUGGACUUGCAUUUGUUAGCACAGUUUAGUACCGUCUGACAUGUUAGCAGCAUCUAGUACAGGCUAACAAACCUUAGCAGGGUCUAACACAGACUAGCACACGUUAGCAGAGGCUAGCACAUGUCAGCACAGGCUAGAACUUGCUAGUAUAAAUGAUCACAGGCUAGCACAUGCUAGCUAUCAAGUUACCAACACAGGUAAUGCAAAUGAAAAGUAGCUGGACCAAGACACAAUAGUAAAUCUCACUUAUUGCUAUUGACAAUAAUACUUCAGUCGAUGAAACCAGAUAUUCACACUUUUUCUGUAUGAUUAUGACUCUCUCUCUCCCUCUCUCUUUCUUGGCUCUAUCCCUUCGUCAUGUUUCUCUCCUUUGGUCUAUCCCUCCCUCCUCCUCUCUUGCGCUCUCCUUCUGGGUCAUCCCCUCUUUCAGUACUUCAGUCUUAGUGUGUUGACGAUCACGUGACCAGAGACUAUACACACGGCCCAUUGACCUAGAAGCACAACACACACCCGUGUGUGUCCUGUCUCAGAUUGACCAAACACCCUGCGGGCACACACACUGAUGCCAGCCCUGUACAUAGGACGCAGUGCAUGAUGGGAAAAGUGCAUCUUUCUUGUGCCAGCACGUGAUGACUUGAUGUUAUUUGCCAAUUGUUGUCUUCUUCGAUUUUGUUUUGGAGAUUUUGCUAUCGUUUUCUAUUUUCCAGAGGUUUGUGAGCGUAUCGAUAUUAAUAAUGACGUGUAGUGGUACAGAGUGCUGGCAUGAGAGCAUUUUUUUAUACUGGAGAUGUUUCUAAUGUUUAGGUUUUUAAAUUCUGGUUGUUAUUG
This is a messenger RNA of Hypomesus transpacificus, 8936 nucleotides long. Its product is annotated as protein unc-13 homolog A-like. The record is from RefSeq and is a predicted model, not a curated record. Lineage: Eukaryota; Metazoa; Chordata; Actinopteri; Osmeriformes; Osmeridae. Gene Ontology annotation, molecular function: syntaxin-1 binding; diacylglycerol binding; calmodulin binding. Gene Ontology annotation, biological process: synaptic vesicle priming; synaptic vesicle maturation; synaptic transmission, glutamatergic. Gene Ontology annotation, cellular component: neuromuscular junction; synaptic vesicle membrane; presynaptic active zone cytoplasmic component.